Naumovozyma dairenensis CBS 421 is the source of this 1047-nucleotide messenger RNA. It is a transcript of the gene OPY2, whose product is annotated as Opy2p. The coding region runs from base 1 to 1047 and encodes 348 amino acids. The transcript has a single exon. NCBI's taxonomy places the organism in Eukaryota, Fungi, Ascomycota, Saccharomycetes, Saccharomycetales, Saccharomycetaceae. The record is from RefSeq and is a predicted model, not a curated record.
AUGAGUAACACGACUGAUAGUAUAACUCUACCAACAGAUAGUUCAGGAUGUGUUAUCUGUACUGGAAAUGUGAGCUGUCCGACAUGUGCAGAUGACGAAUAUUGUGUCAUGACGUUAUUAACAUGCACUGCAUGUCCUACUACAUAUUGUACCAAGAAGGAAUCUUCUAUAUCAGUGACGAAUGGUACAACUAAUUCCACCGUCUCUUCUGGCAACGAUUCAGGUACGAAUGGUAAAGUCGUUGGAGGUGUUGUUGGAGGUGUCAUUGGUGGUGUUGCAUUAAUAGUUAUAUUGGUGCUAUUAUUCUUAUAUAAGAGAUAUUGGGAGCCACGUUGGCGAGAAAAUAAGAGAAAAACAUUUGCGGGAGAAGAGGGUACAGAAACAAACUACGAUCAAUUUGAUAUUGAUUAUGCUGAUGAUGAUGAUGAUGAUGACGAUGAUGACGAAGAUGAUGCUGGAGAUGAGGAAGUCAAUAAAGAAGAUGCUAUGAAAUCUAGUGUACAUUCUAAUAAUAAUAUGAAUAUAUCGUCUCAAAUGAUCCCACCUACACUAAAUAUAAAAGGAAAUAGAAGUAGUACAUCGACGACUAACUCUAAAGCUUCCAAUCUUUUACCGAUUGCUUAUAUACCGGGUGUCACUAGUGCUGGCAUUACGAAACCACCUGCAUUAUUGAACAACAAUUUGAAUAUUGUUGGGGAUAAGAGAUCACACAUUACUUUAGGAUCAUCCAUUCUUGGAGAAGAUGAUGAAGAAGAGGGGAUCGUUUAUACAGAAGGUGAUGAAAUCAAAAUGAUACCCAAAGACAAUAAUAAUAUUAUGAAAAAAGAUACUGUAGAUAGGAAAACAUCCAACAAUAACCUAACGACUGCUAUUAGAGCAAGACCUAAAUUAGUACAAAUAGUAGAAGAGAACGAAGAAGAAUUAGAUUCAACUGAUGCUACUGAAACUCCAUUCAAGAAGGACAUGCACGCAGUAAAAGAUGUAAACAUAUUAAGUGAUAUAGAAAAUAAGGAAAACGAAGAAGUCGAAAAAGGAUUAUCAAGAUGA